AUGACCUCAAAAUCCUUGAAUGGUUCUUUCCCUCUCUCCUCCGCGAUAUUCUGGUACGUCCUCGCCGGCUCUUUUCACGAGCUCGCGCACGUUGGUUCGAUGAUGAUGUCGAUGAUGAUGAACAAAGAUGGCGCUUUUUUCUCGUUUCCAAAUUCAGUUAAAGCGCUGAAAUCAUUUUCAUCGUUGGCGUUGAAGAGUGCACUCGGGAGAAGCGCGGACCUGCGCCAGCUCUUUCCGAACGAUGAGAAAGACGACGACGGCUUCCUUCUCUUCUUCGAGCGUUCGGUGGCGAUUUCUCGCGCAGUCGCGGUGUUUGCGAGCGCGAUUUUGUUCCUGUGGUCUCUCGUUGCAUUGAGGGAAAAACAGAACACCAACGAGAACAGGAGGGCGAAAACGUUCGCGUUCGCGGCGACGCUGUUCGACGCGAUUUGUUCAGACGUUUUGUUUUCUCACGUGGGCAGUUUUAGAGAGAUUAGAAAAAUGUCCUCCUCUUAUUCUUCUUCGGUCGUGUACUGCGGGAACUUUGGGAUUGUUCUGUUAAACGCGGCGUGGUGCUCGCAAAACGGCGAGCGAGCGUACGAUUUGCUCGAGAAGAUGGUCAACGUGACGAUGAUGAGAGGCGCGCAAUCGGGAGGGAUCGUGACGUUUGAAGAAGAGAAAGGAGAAGGGAACAUGCGAGGGGUUAGAAGUCGAGUGGUGAACAUGAAGAGAACAGAUUUGAGCAAGCUUUUGCGUUCGAAGACGGAACGGGAGAGUAAAGGGAAGAUGAAGCUGGCGGAGAAGAAAGCGCAGACGCGUAUUUUUUGCGGGCACACGCGGUUCGCGACGACGAGUAAAGCGACGUUUGAUGGAACGCAUCCGCAUCAGUGGAGUCCAAAACAAGAUUUGUUAGUGUACGGUUUGAAACAGACGAAGUCGGGAUCGACGCGCGUAUCGGUUGAGAAUUUCAUCACGCAUAACGGAGACUUCGAUGCGUUUCAAGUGAACCGCAAGUGGAACGAUCAAGGAAGCAUGAAUUUGUGGUUAGAAUCGGUUUUGAAAUUUAAACCGCCGUCGGUUGUUGACUCUGCUUCAAUCGCUGGUGUGGUCGAUUUAAUCAGAGCGCAAGGAUGUUUCGCGUUAGCGGCGAGAUUUAGCGCUUGUUUUAUGCUGAAAACCAGCGAUGUCUUCCCUGACGCGCCGAUGCCGACGUUGGCGCAGUUUGAAGACAUCGGUAAGCAUUUUGAGAAAGUUUUAGACGAAACACUCAUAGCAAGUAACGGUCAAAGCACCGUCCAAGAGAUUGGAUUUAGUCUAGCGAUGCGCGAAAAGCUCACGAAGGAAAUCAUCGAGGAGUUUGAAAAAGGCAUGAACAAAGACGCGCUGAAAUGUUUGGAUAAUUAUCUCGACGAAGAAAUGGGUGCACCGAGUCGAGAGUUUGUGCGAUUUACCGUGAACGCGUUCUUCGAUAACGAUUCUUUGUUCACGAUGAAAUACUUUUUGACGCACGCAAAAGGGAGUUUUGGAUUAAUGGUCACGUGUUCGUUGGACGCGCACAGGCAGUUGUGCGUCGCGGCGAGAGGGCAAACAAUAAGCGUCGCCUUUUAUCCAAAGAAAGGUUUAAUUUGUUACGGAAGUGAACAAGCUGCGGUGAAAGCUGGGUUGUCCGUGGAAACGCCCAACGGAGAUAUUUUAGCCAGCGUACACGGCGGAGAAUACGGCGACGAUAACGCCGCCAUUCGUCUCGAUUUGGACGAUUUGAACGGAGAAAUUUGUUUACUCGAUUGGGGAGCAGAUCGCAUUCCAGCCGUGUCCUAUCCCAACUCUCACUUGGAGCAGUAUCCUUUGAUGGGUGGCUCAGUCAACGCAAUAUUAGCCAAGGAAGGCGAGAUGAGAGUUGAAGAGCCCAUGACCGCGUUGAGGAAACAAAAGAGCACGGAAAAUAUCGCGCCGUCGUCGCCGAGGCGCGGUAAGGGAGUAUCGGUCGAUAAAAAGCUCUUCCAUCGCAUGACGCGUUUAGAAGGCAACGAACUCAUUAAAAUGUUACCGAAAGAAAGUGACGAUCCUGUUUUGACGGAUAUUGCAGACAUCCCGAGGAUUUUGAAAAACAUUCAAGACGAUUGGAGGAACAAACCUCAAGGAUCGAUGUCGCUCAAUCGAUUGACGGCUUGGAAUUUAGCGAGGUGUUUGAAAAAACGUCUCGCGAGACGCGUGAACAGAACGAUCAAGUCAGAAGGCUCUAUCGACGUCGUGGUAACGGGUUGUGAGGUCUCUCUCUGGUUGGCCGAGCAGUUUGCGUCUGAUUUACAAACCGCGUUUCCGCGUUUGCGCGUCAAAGCUAUUUCUUCGAACAAAAUUCUUGGUUUAUGGGGUCAGGAUUUACCGGUCCCGUCGGUUGGUUUUACAAACUCCAAGAAAACGGACGAUUUUACGGACGCCAUCGUCAUCAUCGUCUCACACUCGGGAGGCACGUUUGCGCCGCUGGCGACUUCAAAUCUUUUAGUGAGUUCCACAAACUCUAUUUUCGUCGUCGCCAGCGAAUGGGACACGCAAAUUGGGAAACAACUUCGAGCGAUGAAAUCCGAAGGGGAGUUUGACAGCAGGAUAUUCACCACGGACGUCGGCGUUCGUCCGGCGGAGCCGUGCUCCAUUUCAGUAGCCGCGACGCAACAGCUACUGACGCAAAUUUUCUUGCACAUGUCCUUAGUCAUCCUUGAUAACGCAGAUUUUCGUAAAUAUACCAACGCGUAUGUGACCAAACACGAUUUAUCAGAACUCGAGAAGUGUAACCAGAUGAACAUCGCCGCGUUGGAGGAGAUUGUUGGCUAUUCCGCGUCGCCGAAGAAGGAAAAACUGAAAUCGGCAAAGGAAGACGAGUUGAGAAAACAAGGCGACGAUUGGGCCGACCACGUGUUGGAAGGCGUGAAAGGUUGGAUAAUGAGUUUUGUCUACAUCGUAGGGACGGUGACGGCGGGAUAUCCGCUCAUCACCGGCGUCGCCGUUUUGUGCGGGCUCGCGACGACGUGGGCGUUCUACAUCACUCGGUUCUUCGACGCGCUGAUUUAUGCGUUCUUGCCGCAAAUAUCCAUAACCAUCAUACGAUUGAUACAGGGGAGAAAUCUCUUGCAUCGAAUGACGGCGCGAACGAUCGUCAUCGGCGACAUCCCCUGGGUGAGUCAGUGCGCGGAUGCGUUCUUAUCGAAAAUUUUCGCGUGCUCCUACUCUGCUGCAGGCAUUACGGUUUUAAGCGGGAACACAAACGACCAUCUCGUCCACAGACACACGCACAGAGUCGUGCGCGGUGCUUUAUUAAUCGUCGGUCGACCGGACGGUCGACUCUCCGGGCUCACGAGCGCCGAAGCGACGACGUCCUUAUCGCUAUCGCAAGCGUCGAGCAUUCAAAGCAUCGGCGGUACGUGCGAAUCAAUCACCAUCGGCCAUUCUCCGUACAAGCUCCCGCUAUCGAAAAACGCCAUCUUCUUGAGUAGGCACCGCCCAAAAUAUUUGUGCGAGAAAUACUACGAAGAGCGAACGGAGAACAAUCUGGACGGCAAGAGCGCCGGUGCUUUGCUAGGAAUUUACUCGUCCUACCACGAAGAGCACACGGAAUUGAGCGUGCACAAACUCAACAACAGAAACGCCGUUGCGCUCCUCACGAACGCGUGCAAAUACGCGGAGGAACAACGCGCGCACAUUUUGACAGUCUUCAAAGAACUCGACACUAACCAAGAUGGACGACUUAGCUUGAGCGAAUUCACUUCGGCGUACAAAAAGUUGGACACACUCGCCGCCGCCGCUGGCGAAGAGCACAUCGCGUUGACCGACGCUCAAAUCGCGAAACUGUUCCGAUCGGGCGACAGGGAUACGAACGGCACGUUGGACUUUGAUGAAUUCUCGGAAAUCAUAAACUUACCAGAAAUCUUGAUGCUGAAAAUCCUCGAAGCGGACCCUCGCAACGCCGAAGGUUUGCUCAUGGUUGAGCCUUCGCACGAAGAAUAUUUCGGGCAAGUGUUGCGAAAAUCCGCACCUCCGCAAAUCAAACCUUACACGCUCAUGGAAUCGCAAGAAUUUAGCAUGAAGCUCUACGAAGCGAGAAUCGCAUCUCUGCAACGUUUCGUCGCCAUGACGGUUUUAUUCCACCAGACCGGCACGAGAGUCCAAAGGUUUUGGAGAAAAGUUUCCUUCGGCUACCUCGGCUACCGCACAGACCGAACGCACUCGAUCAUGCGCAUCGCCACCACCGCCUCUCCAGUAUCCGGCGCAGAGGUUCGAGACCGACGACACUUCAUCGCGCUCGUCACCGCGUUCAACUCCGCGGUGUCUACCAUCCGCAGAGUGCACUACGAGUUCGUCGAAGGCGUCAAUUUGAAUCGCAAGCGCGUGUUAAGAAGAAAUAACGAUUUUAGCAACAGUACUCACAACAGCGCAGGCGAAAGUGAAGGCGAGGACCUGAGUUACAGAGGCCGCGGCGGUAAGUCCGCCUUCCAAGAGCUCUUGUUGAGACGCGCCGGUAGCGUUUAA
This is a messenger RNA of Bathycoccus prasinos, 4500 nucleotides long. RefSeq lists its product with no specific name. The record is from RefSeq and is a predicted model, not a curated record. Bases 1 to 4500 code for a protein of 1499 amino acids. Gene Ontology annotation, molecular function: calcium ion binding. Lineage: Eukaryota; Viridiplantae; Chlorophyta; Mamiellophyceae; Mamiellales; Bathycoccaceae. The transcript has a single exon.